UUUGCUCUACUAACAUGUGGAUGAGAUGAGAACUUCUAACGGUAACGUGCUUGUCUGUUGAUCACAAGCUUGCACAUGCGACUGGUGAAGUACUCAUUCUGCUCUCAUUGCUUAAAUAAAUUUGCGUCCUUCUUCGGUAAAAAGUAGUGCUGUUUAUUAUCGCCGUAUAUCCUUAUCCUCCGUAGAGGACGGAUGAAACGAUGGAAAAUUUAGAGUUGAAUUUAUCUUCACUGGCCACCAUAUCCAGACAUGUUGACAAAGAUAACAAUGAACUGAACCAGUAUUUGUCAAAACAGAUAUGGAGCCGCCAGGAUAGACAGUGUGUUCUGGAUUGUUUGGCUCAGCUUCUGCUCGAGAAGAAUUAUACUUUACUGAUUGCACGUCACCUGCGUCCACUGAUUCUGGAUCUUUUGGAGCGGAAUGCAGAAAGGGUCAAAGCUGCUGGAAGGAUCAACCAUGACCUCCAUGAGCGCCUGUGUGUGGCCCUCAGUAAACUCCUUAAUGUCAGUCCUGAUGCAGUGGUGUUUUCUGCGAAGUACUUCAGCAGUGCCCCCCCAGUAUUUCAGAGACUCUUUUUUACAAGUGAGGAGUCGUCGGCUGUUCAAUAUAGCCCCAGAAGGAUGAAACUGCGUGACCUCAUGGGCGCCACCUUACGUUUCCUCAAGACUGACUGUGCCAGGUUUCGGAUGCUCUGGGACUGGAGUCCCUGUGUGUCCCAGCUAUUCACUAGUGACGUCAUGGUUAGAUGGUACACUGCCCAUUGUUUAGCACUGGUCUCUCACAUGACUGAUAAUCAGAAAACUAUCUUUCUGAGAAAGGUGCUGACUAGUGAAGAAGUCCUGCACAUGAAGAUCAAAUCUUUGGAAGAAACACAGCAGAUGGAGGUAGAAAGGGCUCUGGUAUUAGCCAAUCAGAGCUCUGCAAUGUGGUGCAAAGAAGAGCUUAAUAUGUUUACAAGGGGCCAGGUUGUAUUGGAGGACCUGUCCAAGAAUGUUGUAACCGUCUGUGGUGUUGUACUACCCAGCGUAGUUCCCAGACAAGCUGAACCGAUAAACCAAAAGGAUCUGGUGUUGGUGCAUUCAGCUUUCUGUAAUCUCAGAAGGCUGGCAUUGGCGGUUGCUUCCCAAAAACCAGUUCUCCUUGAGGGUCCUAUAGGAUGCAGUAAAACUGCAUUGGUGGAGUUUAUGGCUGCUGUCACAGGUCAUACACAAGCCAAAGAGAUUCUCAAGGUACAGCUCGGCGAUCAAACAGACAGCAAGUUGCUGCUGGGUAUGUACCGCUGCACUGAUAUUCCAGGAAAGUUUGUGUGGCAGCCAGGAACACUGACACAAGCUGUAGCUGAAGGCCAUUGGAUCCUUUUGGAAGACAUUGACCAUGCACCCCUUGAUGUGAUAUCUGUGCUCCUUCCUUUGAUGGAAAACAAAAGGCUGAUGAUUCCCGGACGAGACGAUUGGAUCGAUGUAGCUUCUGGAUUUCAGUUCUUUGCGACAAGAAGAAUGUACUACAGUUGUGGCAGCUGGCACAAGCCACAAAACACCCAUGCUGUGCUGCUGGAUAAGUACUGGAUGAAGUUACAAAUUGGAAACAUGACACGAGAAGAGCUGAAGAAGGUGCUCAUCAGCAAAUAUUCAAGACUGACAGUAGUGGCAGACCGUCUCCUGGACAUCUACUGCCAACUGACUGGACACUCUGAUGCAAGCAGACUCCAAACCCACCACGACCAACAACGGCAUACUUUUGAGGAUGGAAUUACACCUUUGGAAGGGAGAGUACUGUCACUGAGAGACCUGUUGAAAUGGUGUGACCGUAUCAGUGUCAACUUUGAUAACACCUCCUCUGCCACAGCACAACAUGUCUUCCAAGAGGCUCUUGACUGUUUCACUGCUAUGCUAUCCAAACCCGAAAGUCGACUGAAAAUAGCUGAGAUUAUUGGAAGCAAGCUUAACAUUUCCAAAGAGAAGGCCCAUCACUUCUGCCAUAUGUAUUACCCCAGAAUCUCUCAAACGGAACUGGAGGUGUCGGUGGGCCGAAUAAGUCUGAGUCGAAAGCAGAGGGGAGCUGUGCAGCUAAAUGUAGACAAUGAGCCCUUUGCUGCCACACGACCAUCUUGUGUGUUGAUGGAGCAAUUGGCUGCUUGUGUGGCUAAAGUGGAGCCUGUUCUUCUCGUGGGAGAGACUGGAACUGGAAAAACCACGACUGUACAGCACCUGGCCAGAAUGACUGGACAUAGGUUACGUAUUGUGAACAUGAACCAACAAAGUGACACUGCAGACCUGCUUGGAGGAUACAAGCCAGUAGACCACAAGCAGAUCUUAGUCCCUCUCCGGGAAGCCUUUGAAGACUUAUUCUCACAGACCUACUCAAGGAAACAGAACCUGACCUUUCUGGGUCAUGUACAAACCUGCUUCAGGAAGAAGCGCUGGAAUGACUUGCUCAAACUCAUGGACCAUGUCUGCAAGUCUGCCCUUUCUAAGAAACUGCAGGAGCAAUCAAAUGUUGCCUUGUUGCAGGAGAAGUGGGAGGAAUUAGCUGAAAAACUGAGUCAGACCCAGCAACAGAUCCAAGCCUGUGAGACUGCUAUGGUCUUUUCCUUUGUGGAGGGAACAUUAGCCCAGGCUGUAAAGAGGGGGCACUGGAUCUUGCUGGAUGAGAUUAACCUGGCAGCUGCAGAGACUUUGGAAUGUCUGAGUGGACUUCUGGAGGGCAGCUCUUCAUCUUUGGUUCUUUUGGACCGUGGGGAUACCGAGCCAUUGGUUCGCCACCCAGACUUCCGUCUGUUUGCCUGCAUGAACCCAGCUACUGAUGUGGGAAAAAGGGACUUGCCUUUGGGUCUGAGAAACAGGUUUACUGAGCUGUAUGUGGAUGAACUUGAGAAUGAAGGAGACCUACAAAUUCUGGUCUCAGACUACCUAAAGUGCCUAAAUCCACAAAGGAAUGUUAUCAGUGGCAUCAUAAGUUUUUAUCUGGCAGUAAGAAAGGAGGCCAUUUUACAUCUUGUGGAUGGUACAGGGCACAGACCCCAUUAUAGCCUGCGAACUCUGUGCAGGGCACUGAAGUAUGUGUCUAGAAACCCUUGCAACAGUGUCCAGCGUUCGCUCUAUGAGGGUUUUUGCUUGAGCUUCUUGACCCAGCUGGACAGAAGCUCCUACCCUCUGGUCGAGAAACUGGUGUGUCAGCACAUAUUGAUGAGGAACACAAAGUGUCUCAAACAACCACUCCCAGCACCCUCAGGUCAUCCUUGUGUAGAAGUAGAGGGCUACUGGGUGUCCCAGGGCGACCUACAGCCAUUUCUUGACCCCAGCUACAUCCUCACUGCCUCAGUCAAACUCAAUCUCCGUGAUCUUGCCAGAGUGGUAUCUGCUCGGACUCACCCAGUGUUGAUCCAAGGAGAGACAUCUGUUGGAAAAACCAGCCUUAUUUGCUGGAUGGCUGCAGCCACUGGGAACCACUGUGUGAGAAUUAACAAUCAUGAGCACACUGACAUUCAGGAGUAUAUUGGCUGCUAUUCAUCAGAUGACAGAGGAAAACUUGCCUUCAAAGAAGGCAUUCUGAUUGAUGCCAUGAGGAAAGGUUACUGGAUUAUCCUGGAUGAGCUAAACCUUGCCCCCACCGAUGUCCUAGAGGCCCUCAACAGACUCCUGGAUGACAACCGUGAGCUCUUUGUGCCAGAAACACAGGAAGUCAUAAAGGCCCACCCGAAGUUCAUGUUAUUCGCAACCCAGAACCCCCCUGGGAUCUAUGGUGGCAGAAAGGUGCUUUCCAGGGCUUUUAGGAAUCGCUUUGUGGAGUUACAUUUCAAUGAGCUUCCUACUGCUGAGCUAGAGACCAUCUUACACCAAAGGUGCAGCCUACCUCCCUCUUACUGCACCAAGUUGGUUAAGGUCAUGCAGGACCUACAGUCUAUACGCAGGGGAUCCUCUGUUUUUGCCGGGAAAUAUGGCUUUAUCACCCUCAGAGACAUGUUCCGAUGGGCAGAUCGCUACAGGCUGGAGAAGACAGAGACUUCUCAGGACUGGUUGAAACUCUUGGCUGAUGAUGGGUACAUGCUUCUGGCAGGACGUGUCAGAAAACCAGAGGAGGCAGCCACCAUCCUGUCCAUCCUGGAGAAGCACUUUAGAAGAACAGUGAACCCUGAAGACCUGUUCUCUCAGAAACAGGUCACCAGCCAGUUCAGUCCUUUAAUUGACAGCAUUGCUGAGGUUCCAGAGGAGUUUCGCCAUGUUGUGUGGACAGACAGUAUGAGGAGACUAGCUGUGCUGGUAGGAAGGGCUCUUCGAUUUGGCGAGUCUGUCCUGCUUGUUGGAGACACUGGGUGUGGAAAGACUACAAUUUGUCAGCUGUUUGCGGCUCUGACUGGGCAGAAGUUUUUUGCAGUCAACUGUCAUCUACACAUGGAGACCUCAGACUUCCUAGGAGGCCUGCGACCUGUUAGACAUCAGACUAAUGGUGAGGAUGGCAGGCUCUUUCAGUGGCACGAUGGUCCCUUGGUGCUUUCCAUGAAGGAAGGUGGAGUCUUUCUGUUGGAUGAGAUAUCCCUGGCUGAUGAUUCAGUACUGGAGAGACUUAACAGUGUGUUAGAAACAGAAAAGUCCCUAGUGUUGGCAGAGAAAGGCAGUGGGGAGAAUGAUGAUGUGGAACUCAUCAAAGCUACUGCAGGUUUUCGUCUGGUUGCCACCAUGAACCCCGGUGGAGACUUUGGGAAAAAGGAGCUUUCCCCUGCUCUCAGGAACCGUUUCACAGAAAUCUGGUGUCCACAAAGCAAUAGCCGCAGUGACCUGGUCAAGAUCAUUCAACACAACCUGCGCACUGGACUCACACUUGAUGGCUGUGAUAUUGCAGAGCUGAUGCUGGACUUUAUUGAGUGGUUAACCAAGCAAGACUUUGGUUCACGCUGCAUUCUAAGUGUCCGAGACAUUCUCUCAUGGGUCAACUUCCUUAACAAUGUGUGUGAGCGGGAUGAGGAUGGCUUCAUGACUAUGGGAACCCUGGAGGAUGAGGAAGAGGCAGAGUGGGACCUCAGAUUGGACACGGUUACUGCUUUUAUCCAUGCUGCAUGUUUAGUCUAUAUUGAUGGCAUUGGCGCUGGAACCACUGUUUCAUGUGCAGGCAAUUCCAUCUUGGCUCGCAGUCUGUGCUUGAGCUUUCUGCAACAGCGGCUAAGCAAGAUUACCAAACUGGAUCAGGAAAUGCUUGAGUCCCUGAGCGUCUACAAUAGCAGCUUGCCCCGGGAACCCCAAUGGGGCGAAGACUUCUUUGGCAUUGAUCCUUUUUACAUUCCCUUAGGGCCGCAGAGUGGGAGUCGUAAUCUGUCAGACUACACCAUUGCAGCAGGCACUACAGCAAUGAAUGCUCAGAGGCUUCUGCGGGCACUGAAGCUGCAGAAACCUGUAUUGCUGGAAGGCUCUCCUGGUGUAGGAAAGACUAGCCUCAUUGCCGCUUUGGCAAUGGCAUCUGGGAAUCACCUCGUCAGAAUCAACUUGUCAGAGCAAUCAGAUGUUACCGACUUGUUUGGAACUGAUCUUCCAGUAGAGGGAGGGAAAGGGGGCGAGUUUGCAUGGCGUGAUGGCCCUUUUUUGGCUGCAUUGAAGGCAGGCCACUGGGUUGUGUUAGAUGAGCUGAACUUGGCCUCUCAGUCCGUAUUGGAGGGUCUGAAUGCCUGCUUUGAUCACAGAGGAGAGAUCUACAUUCCUGAGCUUGGCAUGAGCUUUACAGUACAACAUGAAAAGACCAAAAUCUUUGGCUGCCAGAACCCCUUUACUCAAGGUGGUGGGCGUAAAGGACUGCCAAAAUCCUUUCUUAAUAGAUUCACCCAGGUGUUCGUGGACCAGCUGACCAGCAAAGACAUGGAAUUCAUAGGACACUCAAUUUUCCCCAGUAUUGAUCAGAAAAUCAUUGCUAAAAUGGUGGAGUUCAAUAACCGGCUUGUGCAGGAAGUCUGUAUGGAACACCAAUGGGGUCAAAAAGGAAGCCCCUGGGAGUUCAACCUGCGAGAUGUGUUCCGCUGGUGUCAACUGAUUCAGGCUGACCAGUCACCGGGAUUUUUCAGUCCAGGCCAGCAUGUUGCUUUGGUGUAUGCAGACAGGAUGAGAACAGAGGCAGACAAGGCUCAGGUCCUGUCAUUGUUUAGGAAGGUGUUUGGUGAGGAUUCUGAGCCUUACACUUGCUCCAGGCAAUUCCAUAUUACUCCGCUCAAUCUGCAGGUGGGGUUUUCUGUCCUGCAGCGCAGUGGGGGAGCCCCUGUGGCUCUGGAACCUCCACUGUCUAUCACACACCAGGCCUUGCGGCCACUGGAAUCCCUUAUGAAAUGCGUGGAGAUGGGCUGGAUGACAAUACUUAUUGGCCCUGCAGCAAGUGGAAAGACGAGCCUGGUGAGACUAUUGGCCCUGUUAACAGGGCACCGCCUGAGGGUCAUGGCCAUGAACAGUGCCAUGGACACAACCGAGCUGCUUGGAGGUUUUGAACAGGUGGAUAUCAUGCGGCCCUGGCAACAAGUACUGGAAAGUGUGGACUACAUAGUUGCCAUGGUAACAAGACGGGGACUGAUGUCAUUGGAUGUUGGGGUCCAUGAUACAGAGUUCCUGCUGCAGACAUGGGGUCUGUUUUGCCACUGGCUAAAGGAGGAAGGACUGCAAACACCUGAAGGAAUAGUAAACUCAGAGGCACCAAAUAAGCUGGAAGUCAUCAUCCUUCUCCUGCAGAAACUUAACACCAAACUUAAAGUUUUUACUGAUAUGUCCAAACUUCAGACAGACUUCACACUGCUUAAGGAGCGCCUGGCACAGCUAGAGGAUGGCUGGACAAAUGGAGGCUUUGAGUGGGUGGACAGUGUGCUGGUUCAGGCACUGCAGGCUGGCGACUGGCUACUAAUGGACAAUGUCAACUUCUGCAGUCCCUCUGUUUUGGAUCGCCUCAAUGGUCUGCUGGAACCUAUGGGAUCCCUCAUCAUCAACGAACGUGGUGUCAUUGAUGGGAAAACCCUUCAAAUCACACCACACCCCAAUUUCAGGCUGUUCUUAACUAUGGACCCUGUUCAUGGUGAGCUCUCCAGAGCAAUGAGAAACAGAGGUGUGGAGCUUUACAUCCCAGGGGAACAUGAGGGGGUCUGCUGGGACACACUGGACCUGAAGACCCUGCUUCACACUACUGGAGUGACUGGUGACUGUGUGUGUAAUCUGCUAAUAGAAAUACAGAAAAACAUCAAUUCUGUAAUCUGGGAUUCUCCUGCUUCAUCUCUGACAUCACUCCUUUAUGCUGCCACUCUGCUGUCCUGCCAACUGCAGAGAGGUGUGGAUUUACCCAGUGCCCUGCAGCAUGCCUGUAGAGAGGCCUAUUCAACCAGUCAGCGCACUACCACUAACCAAGAGAAAGCCCAGGAUGUCAUUGAGCAGCACUUGUCCAUCCUGGACACUGAGGACUGGGGCAGGGGACUGUUGUGUGCUGGUGUCUGGCCUGAUAGCUUUCCUUCUGCUCUGCUAUCCACUGAAGAUUCCUGCUUUUCAACGGUUCUUAGGGAUGGACAGAUCCUGUUGUUUUGCUUGAACAAACUUAGCCUACAGGGCAAACGGAAUCGUCCACUGAGUCUGAGUGACUUUCAGAGGGCACUACAGAGCGGUGGGGUCCAUGAAGGCCUUGUGUUCUCAGGUGGAGUGGUAGAUCUGGAGGAAGGAGACGUCCUGAAGCUUAUCCCCACAGCAGUGAGACUUCUGACAGAGAAGGCUUCUCAUGGAGACUGGAUUCUCCGCAGCAGUUGGCUCUCCCACUUAGAAGCAACCUAUAAAUAUGCUCCUGACUCAGUCCUGGUCCAUCUGGAUGCAGGAAACAGAGCUCUGAAGGCUGUGUUUGGUAGCAAACUUGCUGCAAAGGGAAAGUCACUUACAGAAUUGCUCCAGCCUCACAGCAUAGAUGAAUACAGGAUUCUGGUAGACAUGCGUUGGAACAAGCAAUAUCUGGACAUUUUAGCGAACAAAUGUAACUUUGAGGAUGAGGAAAGAUACAUGGAGUUUCUAGAGGCACUAAAUGCGGUUGCCAACAGGGCUGUUCUGAUGAUGGACAGAGAAGAGAGGUCAGUCAUCUGCAGCUGUAUUAUCAACCGGUCUAUUCAGAACUGUGCUUUGAGAAUUGCCACAGCUUUCAGCAAAGGAACUCUGGAUAUUGGUCACCUGCCCCAUCCAGUGUUGAUGCACCUGCAGAUGUUUUUUGAACUGUGGGACUUGUUUGUUCUGCAGGCUGUGCAAAAUGGACAGCCAUACAUCUCUGACCAUAUCAUGUUUGAGAUCCUUCAGUUGCUGCAGUGGCUUGAUCGUUUCUGGAAUAUAUCCUGCACACUGCCAGCUGACUCUCAUGGGAUUACCCUGCUAUCUCUACACUGGCAAUGGGUCCAGAAACACCUCAUCCUUAGACUUCCAAACCUGCUGCUCGGAGACACUGAUUCAACUUUCGAAAACCACCAGGAGCUCCAGGCAGUCUCUGCAGCUAUCCAGGCUAUUCUGUCCCCCCCAGUGUCUUCAGCCGCAGCCCUGAAAAGCAUCCAGAAAACUUUGGGGAAAACGCUACCAUUUAAACUUGAGUCAGUAGCUGAGUGUGCGUCUCAACUGCGACUCCUGAGUAAAGUCUUGGAUGUAAGUGAGCUCAGACUGGACAGCACCACAGAUUUAUGGAAGCAGGAGCUGUUUCGACUUCACAGUGCUGGGCUCAGGCUGGAUAUUAAGGAGAGUCUGCUAGAAGCUUGGGGUCUUGUUCUAUUGGCCAACAACCAAGUAGAUCCACAGAAAUCUGGAGUUCUGAAGAGGCUGGUCUCGAGUGUUCAGCAGCAGCAGCGUUGGAUGACCUCUGUGGGUCUGUUGAAGGUCUGCUCCAUGUCUGAGGAUCUGUUACAAGCAGACAGAGUCCUCUUGGCCAGUGAUGAGCUGCAGCAGCUCAUCCAGAGGGCCAAACUCUGGCCCCUGAUGGAAGAACUGGCUGUACUUAACCAGCUGCGACUUAGCACUGACCUACUGUACCUGGCUUUAUCUCCUGGUGAUCAGGAGGCAGAGGACAGCUUACGCCGGGAACUUUCCAGACAUCUUCGUUAUUGUCUCCAGUCCACAUCGAUGAAUGUCAGUCAGUUCCAGGCAUUUUGGUUCCUGUUGAGCAGUGACAGGCCAACUGAGGAGCUGCAGUUUGUUUGGUGUGAACUACUGGCAGAGGCUCUGGAUGCCUUGUGGACCAGCAGUGUGACCUCAGAUCCAGACCGUUGGAUGAAAUGGGAUCCUCAGAAUCUGGAGGUUCAAGUAGAUAAUAGACUACUUCAGGAAUCGCGUAUUAUGGGUCCAGCUUUGCUUACUAAAGCAGUGUGGUCACAUUGCGUGCUCGGAGUGCUUUACAACAGUGACAGGUCUCAAUGGGAGCCAUCAGAAGCUGCCGUUCUCUCACUCUCACAUGUCACACUGGGAGAAUGGAAGAAGAAUAUUCAGCAACUGCAGGAUGUGUCGACAAUGCUGUGGGAUAAUAUGGCUUUCCCUGCAUUGGCUGAAUUUAGGGCAACAGACUUCAGACUCCAGGGGGUAGUCCUGCGUCGACAGCUUCAAAGCAUGGCUGACAUGCUGCCCCCUAACCUGCAAGAGGGCUACUUGGAAAGCUGUGAAAGUCUUGUGGAGGAUCCUGACCCUCUGAUAGCUGCUCAGGAGAUUCAGACUGUCUUAAGGGAAUAUCUCCCUUUGAAUCUGCUUCCGGACAAUCUAGUGGAGGUCAGCAUUACCUGUUUGCAGCAGUAUGUCCAAAGUAAGGUGCAAGGUUCCAAUACGCUGGCCCUCUCUGGGGCUUUCUGGGUCAACAUGGGUCUGCUGCAGAUCAAAGUGUGGACACCUCAGACUAUUUUUGACCCAGCUGUGAAGAGGGCCUACAAACUCAGCUACGCUCAGCAGGAGCUGGAUCUGCUAAAGGAGGAGUGGAGAGGACGGAGCUUAUCGUCACAGCUGAUGACUGGAGCAGAACUGGAAGAAAGCAGCAUCACUGAUGGAUUCCAACAUCCGCGAAUUCGGUACCUGUGGAUCCGUAAGCAGCAAGUGAAUGAGCAGAUAGCUGGGCUUUCUAGGAAGCAGGCUUACCGGCCUCAUGAGCCCCAAUACUGUCGACUUUUCCAGGAACUCCAGCACUACCUCUGUAGUAUCGGCCAAGCAUCUGUAGUGGAAGACCUCCUCUUCCGCAUGCUUCAGGCCCUUCAGGGUACUUCCACUAAGUUUAUAUCAGCAGUUCAGGGUCUGCUGAAGGAGGAGUCUGUUUGGCAGAGUUCCCAGCAGAACUUCUGCCAGAGGUUGUUGCAGGACUACCCUCUGUACCCUGAUGUGGUGGGCCCAGUGCGGGCUGGCAUCCUACAGCUUCGUUACGGCAUGAGAUUGGUGGCCUCCCAAGUGGCCACCUCUCUCACACCUGUACCAGGUCUGGCCAAGAUGGUGUCAUGCUUGCUGGCCUUUCCCUCUAUGUCCCACGGCCUACCAUCUCACCUGGACCAGGCAGAUUUUCUCUGCUCCAAGGCUUCUAUGGACGUUUUGCACUGCCUCACAAGGCUUUUGCCUCAACAGGAUGCUGAUCAUGUGCUCCCAGAGCCCGACACACUGUUUGUCACUGCUCUGCUGUUUGUGCAGUGCCAUGCUCUUUCCACAGGAGAAUUCAGCCAAGAGGCAUGCAUUCUCUUUAGACACAUCUGUCAGACUCUGGUUAAUAAGUGGGAUGAUCAGGAGAGACAGAGGCAAGACCAAGAUCAGCUGAAAGCCAGUCUGUACUCUAGCCGCAGUCAGCUACAUGGUUCUGGCAUCACCGACGAUGAGCUGGAAGACAGAGACUUCAGACGACAGUUCCCUGAAUUCAACAAGGACUUUGAAGACAUUAUUUCCAAGCCAAGCCUUGAGGGUACAGCAUGCUCAAGGUCGCAGGAUGUAGAGGAGAAAACCAAGGAGGAGUCUAUGGAAAUCAUUCUUAUAUCUUCAGCUUCUAUAAAUACCCUGGUCAAUGUGCAUCAGUGUCUGUGUCUGGGAUAUGCACAGUCACUGUGGUACCAGGGAAAACCACCAAUAAAUCAUCAGAAGGAAGCUAUAAAAGCCCUGGUUUCAUCCUAUCAGAUUGUAACACCUAUGAUAUCAUGCUUCUACCAUUUGAUUGAUGCUGAACUGGACCAGCAGCUCACAGGCAGUGAAAUGUUACUCUCUGCCCUCCUCCUAAAUGCACUUCAGGGCACAGAAAGUCCCGAGGGUCUAGCUGUCACCUCAGAAGGACCUUAUGACUUUUAUCAGCAUUCCAAGAUGAACGAGGCAUGUCUGUGUCUUCCUGUUCUGGAGCAGCUAGAUGUGGCUGUGAAGAAAAGACUAGAAGACUGGCCAGAACACCCCGCGCUUAUGCAGCUGGUUGUGGUGAUACAGAGGAUCUUGGCUUUCAGUCUGGCCUGUCCCCUUGCCAAGUUCCUUAAUGGUCUGGAAAUAGUGUUGUCUAAAGCACAGGAUUGGGAGAAUACUGCUAGUCGCUCUGUAUCUUUGUCGAAGGAGCUGGAACCAGUCACACAGCUCAUUAUCCAGUGGCGCAAACUAGAGCUCAAAUGUUGGUCAAGCAGUCUGGACAACGCAAUGAAGCGGCACACAGAGAAAUCAACCAAAUACUGGUUUUCAAUCUACCAGCUGGUAGAGAAGUAUCUGGAUGAGCAGAGAAUGGAGGCUAAUACAGGUGAGGAGGUAGAGCAGCUUUCCCUGACCUCAGUGUCUACUACCCUCAAGGCAUUCAUAGAGGGCUCCACCCUGGGCGAGUUCCAUACCCGCCUGGCCAUGUUGCUCAGUUUCCAUUGUCACCUCUUGCUGGUCCCGUCCCAGCCUGGACAAGAGUCUUUGUCCAGUCUUCUGUGGAACAUGCAUCAGUACUACAGUCAGUUCUCUGACUGCGUCCAGACCAAAAUUACUCAACUCAGACAGCCCAUUGAAAAGGAGCUUAAAGACUUUGUCAAGAUCUCCAAAUGGAAUGAUGUCAGUUUCUGGGCCAUCAAACAGUCAGUGGAGAAGACACAUAGAACUCUGUUCAAGUUUGUCAAAAAGUUUGAACAAGCUCUAAGUGGUCCAAGUGCUCCAGCUCUGGUGGAACAGGGUUCCAUUGCAAAUACAGAUUGUGUGGACACCAACCAAGAAGAAACACCUCUUCGACAACUUCACCAUGCACUUAAUAGCAUCCUGUCGUGGAAUAACACAGAUUUACAGGGUGAAGGCCCAGAAGGAGUGGAAGCUUCUUCUCUACAGGAACGUCUGUCUGUUCUGACCAGAAAGAUGAGGAGAAUAAGCAUCAAGCUCCAGAAGAAAGCCCUCAUGCCAGAGUUGGUGGAAGACUUGGACGCCUUUACUGGUGAGGUCAUCAAGACCUUGCGGCACCUGCAGAGCCUUGACAUUGACAAGUCAGUAGGAAAAGAAAAACAGAAGGCUAAUGCAAAGCACAUACUGCAGCAGAAACAAAGAGCUCUGUCUGACUUGUUUAAGGUGCUGUCAUUAAUAGGUCUGUCAUACCGUAAAGGCCUCACAUGGCAAAGGACAGAGGACCCAGAGGAAACCCUUUGUAUUCCACCACUGGAGAUAUGCAUCGCGCUUUCUGCUGUCAACAAGGAGCAGGCUGAGAACACGUUGUUCACAGAAAUGUCAAGAGCCUGGGAUGGAUGUCAAAAGUACUUCUACCGUUCAUGGGCCAGGAAAAUAGCUCUGCAGAGUGCUCUACAGCACCCUGCCAAGGACAUGGGUCUAAGUAACAUUGAGCGCUCAAGAGGUUAUAUCUGCCACAUGUUCAAGCUGCUCCUCAGACAAAGGCAUCGACUCACCAAAGUCACUAAGCAGUGGGUCCAUCUCAGGAUGCUGCUAAAGAGCAUACAAGACAUCAAGGUUUGCCUCCAGAGCCACAGUUCUGGUUGUACCCUUCCACCUCAGGCCCCUCUCCAGAGCUGGGUCAAAAGAGGCCAGGCAUUGGCUGCUCAGUGCACUACUGUGCUGCAGCAGCUGGUCUGGCUGGUGCAGUGCUGCCCAGCUGAGUCCCAGCAAAAAGAAGAGAGAACUAGCUGCAAGCAGCACAACCUCAGAUGCCUUUCCCCACUGGUAGCACAGCGCCAACCUUCUGGCUGUUUGAUGAGAAGAGGAGAUGUUGUAUGGUGCCAGCUGCAGCAGUGUGUGACUGCGCUUUUGAAGCAGACAGAAAGCCUGAAGGUGAAGCUUGACUCUGUAGUUGAUCAGUCCCCUGAAGGUGUACUCCACACAUGGAACCAUUUUCUAACUUGUUGUUCAGCCUUUGAUCAGCUGGGGGCUGUAGCGGCCGAGAUGCCAAGCGUGGAGCAGCUCUUCAUGCCUGUUGUGUAUGACAGCAGUGCAAAAAGUCAGCCAGCCAUCACACAGAGCCUCCAGUACAUCAGAAGACAGCUGGAGGAUCACAUCACUGAGUUUACUAUGUGGAGGACACAGUUGAUGUCCUUUGAACUUCUGCAUACCUCUGCAGGUCACCAGUCUUCCUUUUGUACUGAAUUCACUUCCGAGGUUGAUGCAAACAUCAACACCAUGCUGUGUGCUGUCCAGACACUUGUGAAGAGGAAAGAGCAACAAAACGUUCAUCAAGGAGGUGUUAAAAGAGAUGGUGCUGAGGAGAAUGAAGAGUCAAUGGAGGACCUGCUGAAGCCUGGUCAUUUGUCUCUUCUGGAAGAGCAGCUGGAAGUUGAGUUGGCAGCUCUGAGUGUGGGGGAUGUUGGUUCUAAGCUUCAGACGCUGCUGAGGUCCUUGGGGACACACAGAGAUAUAUGUCAGCCACCACACCUUCAGGAGGUGAACAAGGCAUGCAAGAUUUUGGCACGACUAGAGCCACUUUUGAGGAUUUACUCUGACCUAGUGCGUUUCUACCUGGUUGUGUCACUAGGAACACACAGAAGUACUGGCAAAUUAUUGUCUGUACUGGCCAACAUAUUUGCUGAGCUUGCUCAAAAGGGUUUCUGCCUACCACAGGAGCUCAUGUCAGGUGAUGGAGAAGGUGCCACAGAGUUUCACAACUAUGAGGGUGGUGGUAUAGGAGAAGGAGAGGGCGCCAAAGAUGUCAGUGACAAGAUUGAAAAUGAAGAUCAGGUGGAAGACACUUUUCAUGAAGGUCAGGAGAAGGAAGAACAACCAGACAAAGGCAAUAUUAACGCAGAAGACAAUGCUGUUGAAAUGUCAGAGGAUUUUGAUGGCCAGAUGCAUGAGGGAUUUAAUAAUCAACCAGAUGAAGAAGAAUUGGAUGAGGAGCAACUGGACAAAAAGAUGGGUGACCUGGAGAAAGGCCGAACAGACACACUGGAUGAGAGAAUGUGGGGAGAUGAGGAUGAGGAUGAGGAUGAAGAAAGUGACAAGGAGGAUGAAACUGGUCAGGGAAUGAACCAGGGUGAAAGCCAGCUGGUUGCCAAAGAUGACAACUUGGAUGUUGCAGAUUCCAAUAAAGAGAACAAAAAACACACAGACAAAGAUGAACCUAUAGAUAAUAAUGAGAAAGAAAAGAUACAUGAGCAAGGAGAUGAGAGAGAUUUUAAUGAAAAUGAAGUAGACCCCUACCAUGGUCAGCAAAACAAAAAUCUUGAGCCUGAGGCCAUGGAUCUGCCUGAAGAACUAAACCUGGACACGAAUGAGAUAGAGAGCGAGGAUGACGGUGAUGAUGAGAACCCCUUUAGCAAUCAGGAGGAAGCCAUGGACCUGGAGCAGGAUAAUAGAAAGAAUGGGGAGGAGGAACUGGAAAUAGAUGACAUGCAGGAGAACCAAAAUGAACAAUUAAAAGAGGAAAAUGAUCAGGGCUCUAAUAGUGAAGGAGAUGAGCAAGAAGCGGAGAAAGCAGAGGCAGCUCAAGAGUUGACAAAGAAUGAUGAUAAAAAAGAAGAGGAAGAGAGAGGACAGGAAGCAGGAGAAUACAAAGAUCUGUCUGAUUCAAUUGACAAAGGAGACAAGCCAAAGGAUGAAAAGAAGGAAGUUGACAGUCAGGAUGAAAAGCAGCCAGAGUCCACUGACAGAAGUGAACACAACACAGACGGGCAAACUGGAGAAAAGAACAUCCAGAGUGAUACAGCAGUAGAGCUGGCAGGAGAGGCACUGGAGAAGGACCAAGCCAAAGAGGAGCAUGGAAGUGGAGCAGCUGAUGCCAGUGAAACAGAGGGCCACAAGUCUAACCUAACAGCAAGAAUGGCCUUGAAUACACAGACCGAGAGCAAGACUCAGAGCUUUAAGAGAAAACCUGGUCAUGCAGACAAUGACCGAUCAACAGGCGACUACAAUGAACAUGUAAACAAGCGAUUGCGGACAGUGGAAAGCAAUAAUGCUAGACCCAUGGAAACCAGACAGAGUGAUGCCAGGCAGCAGUCAGACCUGUAUGAACACAUCAAACAGGGAGAAACAGCUUAUGACACUCAGACAUAUGACAUGGCCAGUGCAGACCAGCAGAAAGCAGCAGGGACCCAGCUGGGACAUAAUGAAGAAAACGAGGAGGACAUUGCCAUGGAAACAGCGAACCAGGAUGAAAACCUUCAAGCCAGUGAGGUUCAGGAGCUGAAGUCUGAUCAGUUUGAAUCUUCGAACUCUUUGCAAAAAGAUGUAGCCAGUGGAGAGACGGAGAUGCCAAAGCAGGAAGGGGAGCAAGAAAAGGAAAGAUGGAUUGACCAACAACAUCACAAAGAAAAAGAGCAUGCAGAAAGAACCAUGGAAUCCACAACGUACAUUUCUCCUCAGCUUCUGCUGAAAAUGACACAGAAUGAGAAGAAAGAUCCAGAGGAGAUCCGGAGGGAGUUGGAGCUAAAGCUGGAGGCCUGGCACAACCUACCUCCAGGAACUCCAGAUGAGGAGAAUGCGGCAAUUUCAAUGUGGCAUCAGUAUCAGACUCUGACUUCAUCUCUCUCCCAGCAGCUGUGUGAGCAGCUCCGUCUUAUCCUGGAGCCCACACAGGCAACAAAGCUCAAAGGUGAUUACAAGACAGGGAAGCGUUUAAAUAUGAGAAAGGUGAUACCCUACAUUGCCAGCCAGUUUCGUAAAGACAAGAUCUGGCUGAGGAGGACCAAGCCUAGCAAGAGAGACUACAACAUCUGUCUGGCUGUGGACGACUCCUCUAGCAUGGUGGACAACCACUCCAAACAGCUGGCAUUUGAAUCUCUGUCGGUGAUCGUUAACGCUCUCACUUUGCUGGAGGUUGGACAGGUGUCAGUGUGCAGUUUUGGUGAGCAGGUACAGCUGCUUCAUCCCUUCCAGCACCCGUUCAAUGAUGCAUCAGGGGCUCGGAUACUCAGACUUUGUCAGUUCCAGCAGAAGAAGACCAAAAUAGCACAGUUUUUGGAGACAUCAACCAAAAUGUUUUUAGAAGCAAGACAGCAGGUUCCAGGAACUAUAAAUUCAGAUACCGCCCAGCUGUUGGUCAUUGUUUCUGAUGGUAGGGGGCUUUUCUUGGAGGGGAAGGACCGGCUGGUGACAGCUGUGCAGGCAGCAUGCAGCGCAAACAUUUUUGUCAUUUUCAUGGUGCUUGACAACCCUAGCUCACGGGACUCCAUCCUGGAUAUCAAAGUACCCAUAUUCAAAGGUCAAGGGGAGCUGCCAGAAAUCCGCUCCUACAUGGAAGAGUUCCCCUUUCCUUUCUAUGUCAUCCUGCGGGAUGUCAACGCCUUGCCAGAGACCUUAAGUGAUGCACUGAGGCAAUGGUUUGAACUUGUUACUAUCGCAGAUCAAUAGACAUUUUCUCAUUGAAAGGAAAAAUGAUUAACAUCCAGUCACACAAUGCAACUCCUGCUUGGUUCUUGACCAGAACUGAUAAUAAAUAGAUCUGAAGCUGUACUUGUGCCUUUAUUCUUAAUUUUGAUUAUUUCUAGAAUCCCUUGCUGUUUUGCCUUAAUUAAAUGGAAAAUUAAUUCUAUAAUGUGUAUGUUUUAGUGAUAAAAAGUUGUUUUUGUUUUUUUUACUUGGAUGGAUACCUAUGUAAAAUCUGUUAUACAAUAUCCAUAAAGUCUUUCUGUGGAUGGUAAUUAUGUUAAAUAAUUUAUCUAGUAGCCUGUUGUUAUAUACAGUAGAAAAGCUCAGAUGUGCCUUGGUGAGGAAAAUUGAAGUACAUCUCACUUUAUGACGUAUUCAGCAGCUGAAGUGAUUCAUAAUAUACUUUAUGUACUCACAGCUAAUUUAAAUUUUUUUGGACAUUUGAAUCUUGUGGACAUGUUUGACGUGUGCUCGGGCACAACAAACCACAUUUGUUGUGGUUUGAAAACAACCUGAUAGUUUGAUCUUAAAUUUAUAGUGACUGUGUAUCUCAGGAGUUGGUGAAAUGUUUACCACAUGCAUUUUGUUCUUCAUUGCAUUCUUCUGUUAACAUUUUACAACUGUGAACUUUGUAACUUGAAAUUGCACAAAAUCCCCAAUAUGGCUUUGUUGUGUAAUUUGUUUUUAACUCUUCUUUUGAUUAGACAUUGUAUAGGAUUUGUUUUACUUUUGUGGGGAAAAGGGUUUUCCCAUAAUUAAACCAGAAUUUGUAGUUGUAAUACUAUCCUAUAUCAUUGUACACUGAACAAAAUUCUAAACAUAA
Betta splendens (Siamese fighting fish) is the source of this 17547-nucleotide messenger RNA. It is a transcript of the gene mdn1, whose product is annotated as midasin AAA ATPase 1. Gene Ontology annotation, molecular function: ATP binding; ATP hydrolysis activity. The coding region runs from base 201 to 16706 and encodes 5501 amino acids. The transcript has 102 exons. Gene Ontology annotation, cellular component: nucleus; preribosome, large subunit precursor. The record is from RefSeq and is a predicted model, not a curated record. NCBI's taxonomy places the organism in Eukaryota, Metazoa, Chordata, Actinopteri, Anabantiformes, Osphronemidae. Gene Ontology annotation, biological process: ribosomal large subunit assembly; rRNA processing.